This is a messenger RNA of Trypanosoma brucei brucei TREU927, 2616 nucleotides long. RefSeq names its product aminopeptidase, putative. The record is from RefSeq and is a predicted model, not a curated record. Gene Ontology annotation, molecular function: zinc ion binding; metalloaminopeptidase activity; peptide binding. Gene Ontology annotation, biological process: peptide catabolic process; proteolysis. Gene Ontology annotation, cellular component: cytoplasm. The transcript has a single exon. NCBI's taxonomy places the organism in Eukaryota, Euglenozoa, Kinetoplastea, Trypanosomatida, Trypanosomatidae. The coding region runs from base 1 to 2616 and encodes 871 amino acids.
AUGCCAACUCUCCCCUCAGAUGCCGCGAAUACGGUGAAGUUACGCAACCCCUUCGUCCCUGUGUCCUACGACUUGCACGUCAGCGUAGACCUCGCAGGUUGGAAGUACGAUGGGAAGGAAACAAUUGUACUGCGAAGGGCGGCUGAUGUGGAAGGAUCAAAGGAGCUGCAGUUGCAUUACAACUCAACGAUGGCUAUUCACGAGGUGUGUGGGGCGACAAUUGUGGGGCACAACCAAGAGGCCAGCACCUUGCAGUUGCAGCUGAGUGGUGAAACUGCGGAGGAGCACACGGUGACGUUCAGCUACACGCAAGAAAUUCGAGAGGAAAUGAGGGGCUUUUACCGUGUGUGCUUCAAAACUGGUGACGGCACGGAGCACCGCAUGGCUGCUACGCAUUUUGAGCCGACAGCAGCGCGCUGCUUUUACAUCUGUCAGGACGAGCCGGCAGCCCGUGCAGACUUCAAGCUCCGUGUGUCCCUUCCGUGCGACAUGGAAAACUACACGGUGCUGUCGAACGGUCCGCUCCGUGCGAAGAAGGUGGAGUCCAAUGUCGUGACCUAUGAUUUUGAGAUGGUGCCCGCAGUGCCUCCAUAUCUCACCGCGUGUUUCGUGGGGGAACUGGAACACAUUGGUACCACAACCUGUGGCAUACCGAUAAGGGUCUACACAGUACCUGGAAAGCUGCAGCGCGCAGCAUUCGCACUCCGCACUACCGCCUUUGCAUUGGAGUACUUCGAGAAGUUCUUUGAUUGCAAGUACCCCCUACCCAAGUUAGAUGUCGUCGCCGUACCGGACUUUCCAAUCGGGGGGAUGGAAAACUGGGGUUGCAUUGCCUGCGUGGAGGCCAUUUUGGUGGAUGAAGAAACGUCCAGUGUUGCAGCACUGAAGGGUGCCGCGGAGUUGAUCUGCCACGAGGUGUCGCACAACUGGUUUGGCAACCUGGUGACCGUCAACUGGUGGGAAGGACUAUGGCUGAAGGAGGGAUUUGCCUCGUGGUGUGGCUAUGACGCUGCCCACCAAUUACAGCCGGCAUGGAGGGCCAACGAGGACGCCAACGCAAGUGUGGCGAGCGCACUGAUAAGUGACAUGUACGAGCACAGUCAUCCUGUGGAAGUUCCCAUCCGCGAUCCCGCGGAGAUUACUCAGAUAUUCGACGCGAUUAGCUACGACAAGGGGAUGGGUCUGGUGCACAUGCUAGAGGCGUUCCUAGGCGAGAAGUGGGCAUCUUCGGUGGCCCAUUACAUCAAAAAGCAUCGCUAUGGCGCAACAACGACGAAACAACUGUGGGAGGCACUGGAAGAGUCCUCUGGGGUCCCACUGACGGAGGCGAUGGAUUCUUUCACAACACAGAUGGGUUUCCCUCUUGUCCACGUCAGCCGCCCAUCGUCUGGCGUAGUUAUACUGCGCCAAGAGCCUUGUCAAUUUGCCUCUGCGACUGAGCGGAGGAGUACUCUAUGGUGUGUGCCUGUGGUGUUGGAAGGCGCCAAUGGGACCAGCCACCGUGUCGCCUUGCGGGGGAGCGGGGAACAGCGUGUGGAUCUCCCUAAAGAGCUCGCUCAGUCGCCCUGGAUUAACGCAAACCCGCGGAGGCGAGGCUUCUUUCGUUGCAGAUACGAUGAAGCAAGCUUCUCGUCAUUGUUGGGGGCAUACAAGUCUCUUACCAUCCCUGACCGUUGUGGUUUGAUUGCAGACACACUGGCGUCCGUGUACAUGGGAAAUAAUGACGUGGAGCGUUUGUCUAUCCUCCGGUGCGUCCUCACAGAGCGAGAGUUGAAUGCGGGAGUGUGGCAGGAGUACUACCACGAUAUGAAUGACUUCCUUGGAUUCGUGGAAGAUGGCAACGUGCGGCGGGAGCUGCGACACAAUCUAAUGUACCAGAUUAUGGUUGUGGCGACGAAGCUUGUUUCGACAGAACCGUGUACGGCAGAGGAGCGCCUGCAGCGUGCCUUCUUUAUCAACGCAUGCAUUUCCACGGCACUUCAUUGCCUGUCUGCAAAGGAGGCACUCGCGCUGCCAGCAGUUGAGUGGGCACUGAAGGAAGCAGAUGCUUAUCUGGGAGGGUCAACGUAUACCGCCGACACGCUUACCAUGUCCCUGGCAGCGUAUAUACGCUUAGGACCCGGGGAAACUUCGGCACGUGCGCAGACUGUGUGGAAUCGGUUUGCGGAGGCUCAUGACAACGUAGAGUUAUGCCGCUCGUUGCUGCGAGCCGUCUGCUAUGCCGAGGAUGCCGAAUUUGUCGAGGGUAUUGCGAAGCGCUGUAUCUAUAACGACGGUAUCCGGUCACAGUAUGGUGGUGUGAUAUUUUCUGCGAUGGCGGGAAGCCCCUCUCUUCCAAAUGGCUAUGUCUGGUCGCUGUUCAAGAAGCACUUCCAGGGAAUCGAGAAGCAGUGGGGAAGCGGAACGUUUCGGAUUCAGGCCAUCGUGGAAGCUGUUGGCUCUUCACUCACGGGUGAAGCAUAUGCUAAGGAGUUCGACGAAUUCUUCCGAUUGAAUCCGCUUCCUCAUGCGCGACUGGCCGUGCACCGAGCUGUGGAGCGCAUAAGGAUGAGCGGCUGGUUACAGAGCCGGUGGGGAUGUGGACAAAAGCUCUCCUACCUGUUCUUUCCGCGGUGA